This is a messenger RNA of Porites lobata, 5708 nucleotides long. Lineage: Eukaryota; Metazoa; Cnidaria; Anthozoa; Scleractinia; Poritidae. The record is from the annotation of a GenBank genome assembly.
AUGACUUCUCCAGAACGUGAAGCUCCGAAGAAAAGUACAAAGAGGUCAACAGCGUUCGGUCGCCGUCAGGAAUUACACCUUCGGGUAUUUAUAGGUAGGCCUACACGACUUUUACCUUAUGCCAAAAUACUGCUUGUUACCAUAAGUUUUUUCCUCUGCUGGACCUGCCGGGUAGAUUAUGCUCUGGAAGGUUCUCCAUUUUCACUGAGCAAAUGUGAUUUUAGCCGCUUGUUUCACACUGAGAAGUCAUGGCACACAUAUCGAUUUACUGAGGUUUUUGUUUCUUGUCGGCAGGAUUUGCCCUCUGAUGCAAGAGCAUUUUCUUUGACCUCUUUUGAAGGGUGAAGCUUUUUAUUGCGGCUGAAUAAGGGUCUUCCUUUUCUCCAAAGUGCCGUCUGGAUCUGAACAACUAAGCGAUUUUGAGUCAUACCACGCUGCAUUUUGGCAACCACUUUCUCCUAUUGUUUCCCCCCUUUUUUCCCCGUCCCGGCCAGAGUGCACCCCCACAGCACCAGAGAACUUACCCGUAAGCAUCAGAGAGUUAAACCACAGGUGGCCGAAACUCGGCGUUGCGACUGAAAUGUCCUCCUUCCCCGGUUAAGAACAAAUGGAAUUCUCCAGGGUAAAGUUAUAAGAAUUGAGGAUUUCUUUAGGGGUAGAGUAAAAACAAAAACGAAAACAAAAAAGGAAUUCUUUGGGGGUGAAGCUUUAAUUUUCACGCAAUUCUUCAGGGGUAGACCCAUAUUUUGCAGAGAUAGAUCCACACAGCACCCAUAUUUCUGGGAAGUCUUCAGGGGUGAAUGCAGUAGGCCGUUUCGGGGUUGCCCAAAGCCUCUGUUUUAAAGCGAGGCUACGAAGCAAAUAAUAUGAAAAUGAUUUUUAUUCUCAUGCAAAAAUAACUCAUUUUCACAAGAAAGGUUUGCACUUAGCUUCGUUUGAAAGCGAGAUAUAUAUUUUAAAACUCGGAAAUGGCCUGUUUUGUUUAAUCUCGAUCAGGGGUAAGAAGAAAAGGUGAUUCCUCGACCGGGGGGUAGGGAUGUUAAAUGCAACAGCCCGAUUAUGGGGCGAAGUUUAUUGGCAAGGGUGGGGAAUUUUCGAACUGCAUGAAUUUCUUUUUUCGUAUCAUUUUCUUUAUUUCUUCUCUUACUAGUAAUUUUCCUUUGUGUCAAAAAGUUUUUGUGAUUCCCGAGGUUGUCCACAUACUCGGAUUUUGCUGUCGUCACGCAAUUGGUUGUCGUGUUGCGUGAAGCUCCGCAUCGGCGUUUGGUCCAAUCAGAGCGAGAACUUUCUUGCCUAUAGCCAAUGAUAGAAAAGCUGGAUUUUGGACCAAUCAGGAACAAGAGCGCGAAAUAUGACGAUGACGCAGAACAUUAUUCGGGAAUCUUCAUUCGCCAUUUUGAAUGUGAAGCUUAUGUCUCCUACAUUUUCUUUGGAGUUCAUCCCCUAUCCGGUGUUUUUUAACAAAGAUUUUGAUCCAAGAAGCAGGUAAGCACAGAUAUAUUACUGUAUUCUGUACACAGGGGAAAUUUUCUGCGUAUGGAUGGUAGAAAAGGGCACAUUAAUUAAAAUUCAAUCCGAGCAUCAAGCCAAGAUGCUUGCGAUUGCAUUAGGUAGCUGCUGUGAAGCUCAUCGGAAAUAUACAAGGUUGUAACGCGUAUUCCUUGGUUAGCGUGUUAAAAGGAACGAUAAGCAAGUCAAAUUACAUGUAAGAUGUAGUUCUGUGUCACAUGUUUCCCCUAAUCGCAGAACAUUUGUUUAGUGUACACUAAACUUCAGAGUCAUAUCGGUCUUCGACGGUGGUUGCGCUCCAGUACCUUCCGUUAUAAAUUACGUACUCGCAAAUGCGUUUGCACUCCAAGUAAAGCAGCAGCUCUACUCAGUUUUUAGGAGAAAAACCUCAGUAUAUUAAAAUAUGGAGACGACGAUUUCUAUUAAUAGUAACGUUUUCCCGCCUUUUUAACGAAAUGAACACUUUGCGCCCUUUUCUGAUUAUCUCUAUCCCCAGUUAUAAAAUACCUUAAAUAUACAGUUUUUGUGUUCCAAUUUUUAAUCCAGUUAUUACUCUUGCCCUGUUUAACCUUUAUCAAACUUGCUAAAUCAAUCGAGGCAAUCGAACGAACUCACCGAAAGUUCCAGUUCGAUUUACCGGUGUGUUCGAUUUCCGGAACCAAUCCAAGAAGCAAUCGAACGAUUGAUUUUUAGAUCAAUUACGCCGGGAAGUGAAGUGUUGAGUGUAUUUGGCCCAAAAUUAGUUGAUGAAUGUUGGCAUAAAAAAAUUUUGUUAAACUCAGACACUUUCUUCCAUGAUGCCUCAAGGCCAUUCACAGACCAUCUACAUAAAUUUUCUCUUUAACCAACGUCUGUGUGCAGGCUAUGGUGCUUCUGUUAAAAUUUAUACCGUACUCUUAGAGGGUGUCUACAUAACACCAGGGCGACUUUCGCCCCGGAGCGAGUUCACUCCAGUUCCCUCUCAUGGCUCUAUAUUUGUUUACAUGAUACCACCACAAAAUAUGAUGCUGGCGCAAGUCACCCCAGCGUGAGUUCACCCCGGUUCUUGUACCGGGGCAAGAAUUUCACUCCGGCACGAAAUCUCGCAGCGGUAUCAUGUAAAUGUGAAACGAAGUUUCGGUAUGAAAUCGGUCCGCUGGUAGACUGGAAUGGGUAGUGCAUGCAUAACAUUUGCGAUUUUGAAUCACACGUGUAUUUUAUCAACAUGAAGUGUACCUUCAAAUAACGAGAUAUGAACUGACCCAGUCAUCAUGUCAACGCGAUACGAAAUCAAAAAGUCAUCCCGGUAUGAAACUCGCACCAGUGCGAGUUUUCUCAUGUAAACACCCCCUUAUAGUCGCCUACUAAGCUACAAGUCUGUUAUCUGUGCAUGGUGCCACUGUGUUAAGACUUAUUUUACUUGCGCUAUAGAAACAUACUUGCAUGUAUCCUGUGACUUAAAUGUAUUUACAUGUAUUUUGCUCAAUCCAUAGACCAUGCAGUUCUCUUUUUUUGUCAAGUCCACUGUCUUUCGAGUGAUCUCCUUCAAUGGCUCAGAUAUCUAUACAUACUAAAUAAGUCUCAGUAAAUCUUGUUGAACAAUUUGUUUAGACUAUUAAAUAUUGUAUUUCAAACUGUAUAUUACUACACCAGGGCCCAGUUGUUCGAAAGCCGAUUAGUGCUAACCCAAGGUUAAAUUUUAAUCGUUUUCUUUUUCUUUUGUUCAAAAGCAUUUUCUCAGACAAUUUUCACCAUUCUCUUUAGAGCAUCCUACCAUCCAAUUGUAGACAAAAAAAAUUAGACUGAAUUUACUUUUACAGCAUUCAUUUAUGUGUUUUAAUUUGCCCUAAGCCUGGCUUAUCUUAACCCAGCUUUCAGCAAGUCGGCCCAGGAUCUUAUUUUGUGGAUAUUUUUAUACCUUAGCAUUUUGCAGUUCUCUUAGAUGAGUUUGAUUAUGACAUGAAUUAAUAUGCAGAUUGAGGUUGCAAGCUGUGCUCUAAGGAAAUUGGAGGGAUCCCAGUGCUCUGAACGUGUAAAAAAUAAGCUAGAGUGUGCAUGAAAAAAAAAAACAAAACAAAACAAAACACAAACACACACACACACACAAAAAAAUAAGAUUCUCUACUUGGCCAAGAGCAAAACUUGGGGACCUGACCAGGGGUUACCAUGCACUGCUAUAACACAGCCCUGUAUUGAGGUUUUUUUUUGUUUUGUUUUUGUAAAGGCCUCUAACACCUCCUUGAUUAGCAUAAUUCUUCAUAACCUUGUACUGUUUGAAUACUGAAUUCAAGAAUAAUGUUCUGUUGUUUAUUCAAAAUACAUGUAUUUCCCAGCUGAAAUGGAACUCAAAUCUUGUUCAGUCGAAGCUCCCAUAAACAGAAACCCUCGAGACCAAGGGUACAUGUAUGUGUCCACUUGCGGGAGAUGCCUGCUUACGGGAAGUUGGGAAAAAAAAAAAAAAAAACUGGUGCACUAGAGGGCAUACAAUGUUCCAGAACAUGUAUUUUAGAGCUUUUAAGACCACUUGUAAUUUUAUCAUCCAUCACAGGGUUGUUGGAUGUUGCUUUUUUGUUACACAUAAAAUAAUUACUGUUACAUUGUAAGCUCAUAGAUUGGCUCAAAAUCUUUAAAAUUACAAUAAUAAUUUUUUUAGUUCAAUAUUUUAAGUAGAAACAUUUAUUAAAGCAGAAACAUACACAAUCCCCAAUGUUUUGGAGGUGAAAAGAACAGGGAAAGCACAUAUUUUAUUUACAUUUUAUUUACAAGUGUCCUUAGGUAUAAUAAGAAACUAUUGAUCAGUGUCUGCUUUUGUGGUUCCCAAAUGAAAUAGCAGUUGGUAUGGGAGUUGUUGUUCAUAUGGGUGACGAAGCUCCUGAAGUGUGCGUCUAACUCAGCAACGGUUAUUACAUUGUAAAGGGAAGGUGUUAGGCAGGAUAUGGUUCAAUGGAAUUGUGUGCCUUGCAAGUUGAUUCAGAUUUCAAAACGACAAAUUUUCAUGUGAAUGGAAUUCAUGCGAAUUAGUGCUGUUUCAAACUUCAUUGCCCUUAUUACAACGUAGUUUAAUUUGUCAAAUGUUAGCGAUUUUUCAUGAUAUCUAAUGGACUGUUCACAAAAAGAAAAAAAAGAAAAUCGUUGCCUUGUCAGUGUUUACGUCCUUCUGAGAAGAAACUGUACAAAAUAGCGCAGGUGAUGUACAUGCAAAAUUGUUGUUUUGCUCAUCUAACCCAAUGCUUUCUGUCGUCAUCGUCGUCGUUGCCAUCGUCCUCGUCGUUGCCGUCGUCGUUGCCAUCGUCCUCGUCGUUGCUUCAGCUCCCUUUGUGACUAGACCGUUGUCAUCGCUAUGGCGCCUUAUGAAUGAGUAAACUACAUUCCCGAAUAAAACAGAAACACUCAAGAAAGAAACAUGAAGCAUUAAGAAGCACUGAAGAAUGACAAAAAAUAAUGGUACAGAGGUAGUAUUUUUCAAGAACGGCAUUGUUAUCCUGCCAAAUAGCACGAUCAGUUUUAAAGAAAGCAUAAUAGUGAACCAGAAGAUUUACGUUGUCUAUAUCUGCAAAGUGAGUGUAUUUCAAUUAGGUAUAUUUUGUAGUCACACUCACAGGAAGGCAAUCGCCCACAAAACUUGAACCUUGUAAUAAUUUUUGAAGUUGAUUUAAGAAGUGCUUGUAUAAUUAAAGUGUGAUAAAAUCAUAAAUUUGGCUAACACAUUAAAAAUCUUUAACUAAAGCAGUAAUACCAUGCAUCAUGACGUCAUUUAUUGAGAACGAACUGGAACCAUCUGCCAUCUUGAAUAUACCAUUUUGAAUUCAUACAAUGUAUGAAGGGGACAGAGAGGGCACCCCCCCAUACACACCCUAUUCCAGAGGUAAUUCGUCUUGAGUUAUUUUUAAGACCACAGAUCCCACUGGGGAUUAGGAAACAGCCAAUCACAUAGCGUGAAUGUGUUCUGCGUGGAUGAUCCACGCUCAGAGCCAUGCGUCCUUCACGAAUUGACGCAGAACAAAAUGGUGGAAGACGCGGAGAGCAAUAUUGCUAUUCGUUUUGUCGACGAAAACGGCUACAGAGAGAUUUCUGCUGAAGCUGUGUCAGCGAAACGGAAAUUAAAAAGGAUCGCCCUUCCUGGCUUGUUUCUAAGCAUUGUUACGACGUUGAUUCGAGCGAAGCUGAGAGUUCUAGUGAAGAAGAUGAAAAAGUCAGUGCAAGCGAGGAGGAAGCUGUAA